Podospora pseudocomata is the source of this 916-nucleotide messenger RNA. It is a transcript of the gene SMD2, whose product is annotated as mRNA splicing protein. The coding region runs from base 172 to 522 and encodes 116 amino acids. The record is from RefSeq and is a predicted model, not a curated record. Gene Ontology annotation, molecular function: RNA binding. The transcript has 8 exons. Gene Ontology annotation, biological process: spliceosomal snRNP assembly; RNA splicing. Gene Ontology annotation, cellular component: U5 snRNP; U2 snRNP; catalytic step 2 spliceosome. Lineage: Eukaryota; Fungi; Ascomycota; Sordariomycetes; Sordariales; Podosporaceae.
CUAAUCCAUCAACGCGUGUUUCCGUCCUCAACACCGUAGACGAAAAACACACAUCAAACCCGACGACGACCGAACCGCUGAUCGAGUUUUUAUCAACCAACCACACAUUCCAUCAGACUGCUGUUCUUCUAGAGCCUCGGAAAUCACGAAUUCAUCAAACCAGCCGCUACCAUGUCUGACGUUAACAUCCAGGCACUCCUCAACAAGCCUCGUAACGAGUGCACUGAGUAUGAGAUUGCUCAACUGGAAGCCUAUGAGAUGAGCAAUGGGCCGCUUUCCCUCCUCCAGACGGCCGUCCGCAGUCACUCUCAGGUUUUGAUUAGCAUUCGGUCAAAUCGCAAGCUUCUUGCCAGAGUGAAGGCUUUUGACAGGCAUUGCAACAUGAUUCUUGAGAACGUCAAAGAGAUGUGGACCGAGACUCCAGUACACAACGGAAAGAAGGGCCGGCCGGUGAACAAGGAUCGGUUUAUCAGCAAGAUGUUCUUGCGGGGUGAUAGUGUCAUUCUCGUUUUGCUCAGCUGAUUGGAUUUUUUUUGUUGGACCUUGAGGCUGGCCGGAGAUAACUAGAGUGGCCUACAAAGUUGGCAAACACAACUGCCGUGCUUCGGGGUCUGGUUGACGGCCAAGAGAUUCGGACCGUUUCGCUGCCCUCUCCGGGUUGUCGGGUAGCCGGUGGAGACGUGUAAGGUCGGUAAACAGAGGGUUGGGCGGGUGUCAUUACACCGUGGCGUUUUCAGUUUUCAGGGCUCUUUGCGAAUUUGGCAGAUUCUACAUUUUCGGACCAACCAGUAUAAAUAAAAGCUCGGCGUUGCUUUCGCUAAUCACCAACCAAACGUCCUUUGAACAUGGACCUGGGUGUCGGUAAGGAUGGAUGGGUGGGCAAGUAGUUGAUUGACACUCGACAUGGAAGGGUGGG